GAAUAUUAUACAACCAUAGUUUCACACUAUUCUUUCUCCAACUUCAUCAUCAAUCCAUCAUCAUCAUCACCAACCCAUCACCAUUCUCACCAAAUCCUCAUUUCAUGAAUAACAACUCCUCUCAAUCUUCACAAAAUUCACAAAAUAACAAUGGGUUUCCCAGUUGGUUACACAGAUUUCUUCCUCCCAAAACUCAUUCUCCACAUCUUAACCCAUCUAGUUUCAAUCUGUAAUCACAUUUCCACAUGUUUUACCUUCACCGGCCUCCAACAUAUCCACCGGUCCAAUUUAACGUCUAACCGGGCCCAACCAGAGCCGUUAAUCCAGCCGCAGUCGUUCUCUGCGGUCCUACUUCGAGAACUCUUCCCUGCUGUUAAAUUCUCGGAGAUUGUGGACCCUCCGGAGAGUUGUGUGGUGUGUUUGUGUGAGUUUGAUGGGGGUGAUGAGAUACGUAGAUUGACGAACUGCAUACAUGUGUUCCACCGGGGUUGUAUUGACCGGUGGAUGGAUUAUGACAAGAAAACUUGCCCGGUUUGUCGGAUGCUGUUUGUGCCUGAUGAUUUGCAGGAUUCGUUUAAUGAACGGUUGUGGGCGGCUUCUGGUAUCGCGGAUUACUAUGGCGAUUCGUCACUAGUUGGUUCUUUGUAGUUCAAUCAAUUAUUGUAUUUGUAACCCAUCAUCUGUUUGUAUUGGUUCUGAAAAGAAUGUGUUCCGACUAACAUAUAUAUUAUAUGUAUA
This is a messenger RNA of Helianthus annuus (common sunflower), 738 nucleotides long. Its product is annotated as E3 ubiquitin-protein ligase RHA1B. Bases 151 to 648 code for a protein of 165 amino acids. Lineage: Eukaryota; Viridiplantae; Streptophyta; Magnoliopsida; Asterales; Asteraceae. Gene Ontology annotation, biological process: protein ubiquitination. The record is from RefSeq and is a predicted model, not a curated record. Gene Ontology annotation, molecular function: zinc ion binding; ubiquitin protein ligase activity. The transcript has a single exon.